UUGAGUAGUGUUUAUAUUGUUGGCACAGUUUGCGGCAAAUCUGGCAGAGAGAUCGUAGGUCGUUCUUGUCAUGGCUUUUCGGUGUCUUGAUUUUACCUUGACGUAGCCGUGGUUUGGUCACAGCUUUAGUGGUUAGUACGUUUAUAGAGAGCCAUGUCUGAGGAGAAUCAUUCAACAGGUGACGCGAAUUCAGCGGAGGGUCUGGCACCAGUCGUUCAGAACCACUACAACAGCAUUGGCAACAAUGGCCUGCAAGAGCGGGAACGCAGUCGAAUACUGCACAUGAGGAACUUCAACAACUGGACCAAGAGUAUGUUGAUACGGGAGUACAUUACUAAACGUAAGGAAGACAAGCCAGAAGACUCGCCGUUUCACGUGUUGGACCUGGGUGCUGGAAAAGGCGGAGACCUGCUGAAAUGGAAAAAGGGAGACAUCUCGUACCUAAUUUGUGCUGACAUAGCAGGAACAUCCCUGCAGCAUGCUGAGGAACGUUUUCGGGAGCUCAAAGAGCGGCACCGGAGACAACGAGAGCCAGGACGCAUAUUCCAGGCUGAAUUCAUCGAAGCAGAUUGCACCAGGGUGCGGCUAAAGGACCGGUACAAGUACAAGGACAUUGUGUUGGACUUGGUGAGCUGCCAGUUCACAUUCCACUACAGCUUUGAGAGUCUACCCCAGGCACAGUGCAUGCUUCGCAAUGCUGCCGAGUGCCUCGUCCCCGGCGGCUACUUCAUCGGCACCACACCCGAUGCCAACGACCUGGUGCGCCGCGUGCGAGAAGCACCGGGCCUCAAGUUUGGCAAUGAUGUGUUUCACAUUGAGUUCCACGGAUCUAAGGACGAGCUGCCCCUGUUUGGAGCGCAGUACGACUUUCACUUGGAAGGCGUGGUUGACUGUCCCGAGUUUCUCGUAAACUUUGACGUUCUCGAAGAAAUGGCAAAGGAGUUUGAUCUCAAGCUGGUGUAUAAGAAGCGUUUUGAAGAUUUCUUCAACGAGUUCAAGGACGACCCUGAGGGGAAAGUUCUGCUUCGCAAGAUGCAAGCAUUAGAGGCCUACCCACCGUUUGGCGACCAGACAACACAAGGGAAAGAUCCAGAUGACUACAAGCACGCCGCUGAGCAGUUAGAAAAGAUUAAAGCCCAGGAACCAGAAUCUCGAAGAAGGCCACAAGUGGGCACAUUGUCUCAAGCUGAAUGGGAAGCUCUCAGUAUUUAUGUUGUCUUUGCAUUUCAAAAAGACCCCAAUGCUGGCAGGCGAAGCAGUACGUCUGACAAAUGAGUCCGAGCCUUCCAUCAUCACCUAAGUGCAACAGGCUCAAUGGGCCUUGGCAUAAAGAAUUUCUACAUCACAGACUGUGCUGAGGGGUUUUAGUGCAAGACGUUCGGGGAAGGAAGUGCAUUGUGAGCGGUUCAUUAGACUCUAAAAUAAAGAUGUUUUUUUUUUUGUAU
This is a messenger RNA of Rhipicephalus microplus (southern cattle tick), 1445 nucleotides long. It is a transcript of the gene Rnmt, whose product is annotated as RNA guanine-7 methyltransferase. The record is from RefSeq and is a predicted model, not a curated record. Gene Ontology annotation, cellular component: nucleus. Gene Ontology annotation, biological process: 7-methylguanosine mRNA capping. Gene Ontology annotation, molecular function: mRNA 5'-cap (guanine-N7-)-methyltransferase activity. Lineage: Eukaryota; Metazoa; Arthropoda; Arachnida; Ixodida; Ixodidae.